AUGAUUGGCUUCAAGUGGGGCGUGGAUCGCGAUGCUUUGGGGAUGGCCCAGACGGGACAUGCGAGGGCUCGCGUCAUUGAUAUGAAGGCCGUGAUCGCGGAGCUCAUCGCGAUGACGCUCUUCGUCAUCAUCGGCUGUGGCACGGCAUGUGCCAACGGCGCCGGAAAUGCGAGCCAGCGCUUGGUGGUGGCCUUGGCCUUUGGCAUGGGGAUCCUGGUCUUGGCCUAUUCGGUGGGACACCACAGUGGCGGGCAGAUCAACUGCGCCGUGACCCUGUCCUUGGUCUUGGGUGGUCAAGAUAUGACCGGAAUGACCCUGGGCACCAACGUCAUCAAUGAUAACUAUGGAUGGGGAAAUGUGUUGGUCGGGGAGUUCUUGGGCACCUUUAUCCUUUGUUUCGUCGUCUGGGAGACGGCGGUCUCUCCUGCGGCCUCCUGUGGGAAGAACGCCUGCAUCGCGAUCGGCUUUGCCGUCUUCCUGGCGCAUGUGCUGCUGCUGCCCAUCGACGGCUGCUCCAUCAACCCCACCCGAUCCUUUGGUCCAGCGCUGGUGAGCGCCAUCCGGAACUGCCCGGGACGUGUGACCAAAGGCUUGGAGGACCUUUGGGUGAUGUGGGUGGGACCUCUACUUGGAGGUGCAGCGGCUGCAGGCCUUCACUUUGCCUUCAAGCCACGAGGUGUCACAAGCACCAAAGUUCAGGACUUUGACUCCUGA
Durusdinium trenchii is the source of this 714-nucleotide messenger RNA. The record is from the annotation of a GenBank genome assembly. NCBI's taxonomy places the organism in Eukaryota, Dinophyceae, Suessiales, Symbiodiniaceae.